AUGCCCAAUGCUCAUUAUCCCGGUCCCGUGCCCGCCUUCUUCUACGAUGAUGAUUUCGAAGUGAAUGGUCCUCCCCUACCUCCCCGUACGGAAAGCAAACGGAUGUCUAUACUUCGAGAUCCCCAGUUAGGAGAAGCCGUCAAGGCCUUCGCAAACGUGCAUGAUAAACCAAAUUCUAUCACUCAGGCCGACCUGAGACCUUUUUACACGUACAUGGAAGGUCUUUCAGGCCGGGCUCUUGGAGAUAUAGACAGAGGUAUCUUUCACGUUACAAGUCGCCGUAUUUGCUUGUCUUUUCAUUACAUUGUAUGUCCGAAGAAUCAGACCUGGAAGAGAUUCCCGGAGGAGCCUGAAUGUGGUUUGGAAGUGAAUCCAGAGCCGGUCCCUACAGGUGGUUUGAACGGACUGGAUUAA
Molecule: messenger RNA, 414 nt
Organism: Somion occarium
Lineage: Eukaryota; Fungi; Basidiomycota; Agaricomycetes; Polyporales; Cerrenaceae
Source: the annotation of a GenBank genome assembly